GUGGAACAGAGGAAAGGAUCUUCCUAGGUACUUCUGGCAUGUUACCGGCUUAGUGGAAGGGGCUUCGUCAUAGCGAAUAAGGCCUGAAACUCGGCGUCGAGAACAUACCUUUGGUCUCCCUUCAUUCCUUCAUGUUCUCGGAUUGCCUUCCAAGCCAAACUUACAAACAACAAACGCUCGCGUACUAACAUAUCCCUCGUUUCUUAGCAUAGCAUCUUCUGAUUGCCUCCUAACGCUGCUCCUACCUAGCAAGGUAGUGAUUCUUGACACCAAUAUCACGCCAAACUUUCCCAGGAGCCGCCUACCCGAUUCUGUUGUUUAUGGUAUUAGGAAGUUAUCGGACCUCGAAAUAUUAUAGGAAGGCCCAACACACGAAGCAGGCCUAUUAGAGCAUCUGCAUUCUGAGGAGGUUAGAUAUCUCCUCUACAGUUCUCGGCUGUUGCGAAAGUAACAGCAACAAUUUGUUCCCAUGGUUCUCUACAGCUCAGUUCUGCAGCAAUCAUGAUGCUGGAUGACCAACCCAUGCGAGCGAGCCUCCAAGUGGCGCCUCUCACUAUCAAUAAAAGCCGGACCGAAAAUGCAGCCAAGGAUUCGGAUGAUGGAAGUGAGUCGGCAGCAUCCACAAACCCAUAUUCUCAAUCUCAGAUAACUCCGCCCUCGACGCCCAAUGAUUCGCAGGAAGAAUUAAUUCCCCAACCGACGCCAUCAAAUCCCAUCUUCCACAAUUUUCUGCGAGCUUUCUACCCGUUUCACCCGACGUAUGCUAUGACCGAUUCGACUGUGACGUUACCACUGAACGAAGGAGAUGUAGUCUUGGUUCAUUCGAUCCAUACCAAUGGAUGGGCUGACGGAACUUUACUUGUAUCCGGCGCAAGAGGUUGGCUGCCGACGAACUACUGUGAAGCAUACGACCCAGAUGAGAUGAGGAAUUUAUUGAACGCACUCUUGAAUUUCUGGGAUCUACUACGAAGCACAGCAACAAAUGACCGGGACAUUUUUGGUAACCAGGAAUUUAUGAAGGGCAUCAUUGCGGGUGUGCGCUAUCUCUUGGAACGCACUCAUUGUUUAACUCGUGAGUCGGCUACAGUACAGAGAAGCGAAAGCCUACGACGAGGCAGGAAAUCUUUGCUUUCUGAACUGUCAUCUUUGGUCAAGACCGCGAAGAGGCUACAGGAGACAUUGAGAGGUCUAACGCAAUCUGCUGACGAUGUUAACGACAUCAUCGAUGAGAUGAUCUUGAAAGCUUUCAAAAUUGUCGUAAAGGGAGUACGAUUUCUUGACUUAAUUGAAGAAGAUAGGCAGUUACGAGCGCCGGCAGUGACAGUAAUGGCAACUGUUGUCGAAGAAUCGUUUGUUCCACCAACGCCACCUUUGGAGUCGACGGCAUUCGAGAACGGCCAAGCAGAGGACCAAUCUGCAUCUUCCCGGGCGGACAUCGAAGCGGGACCCACCAAAGGUCUGGCGCCACCAGUUACCGAAGGCGUACAAACGAGUGAAUCAGCCAACAAGCGUUUGUCAUGCGUUUACUCGUCUGGUAACGCAGCGAAUAAUCGGAUGUCUCAGAUGAAUCCACUACAAGGGAAUCGAUUAUCGGCUAGUAUAUCACACAGAGUGUCUCUGGCCGGCCCUUCACCAUUGUCGCAAUCGCAGAAGCUUGUUUCGGAGCGGCUCAACUCCUGUCACGAUACUUUCUUGUCGCACCUUGGAUCCUUCAUUGGUCGGCUACACGUCCAAUCGCAAUCUCGACCGGAACUGGCCCUCGCCAUCAAGCAUUCCGUCAUUUCUGGUGGCCAACUUUUCUCAGUAGUUGACGCGAUAUGCGACCACAACACGUCAGUUUCGGAGACGUUAGGACAGUCACGCGUUGCUAUGUACGACCGCAUUAGGGAUUUAGUUUACUCCGCGCGUGAAAUCCUAGGUAAUAGAGGACCAGAUGGCGAAGACCUUAUAAUUCCCCAGGACAACAGCAGACUUCUUCUCGCUGCUACUGGAUGUGUCAAGGCAGCUGGUGAAUGUGUUGCAAAGACUAAGUGGGUUUUGGAGCGGAUUGGAGAUUUCGAAUUCGAGGUUGAGAAUGGAAACUUGGACAUUGACCUGGGCGUUUUCGAGGCUGUGUCCGAAAGUAGGCCUCGCACGCCGGCCGAGUCAACAAUUUCGGAAGCAAAGACGUCUGAACCAUCGCCCAGGCCCACCCACUCAGUUCAUCUUUCUAUGGAUAAACCUCUACCCGAUGUACCAGUUAAUGACUCAACAGAGGGACACCCAAGCACCGAACAACACACCUCUCCACCGGCAUCCAGACCUCAAUCUAUGAUUACGGAUGAUGCGGCUUCAAGCAUGGCAUCUUCUGUAUCCUCUCUCCGGCCCUCACUUCCUGCGCUUCCGAGACUCACGACUUCCCUUUCUGUAGAUGAGCCAUACAGCCCAGCCACUGAGACAUCGCACGAUGGUGAAUAUCACAGUUCAUUUCGGUCUGAUACAGGCACCGCUUCUAGUUCCGGGAGCAACAGCACCUAUCUUAGCCGUGACUCAGAAGCUAGCAUGGUCUCUGAUACUUCAACACGUGCCACUACACCUGAUCAUUCACUCGUACCUAAGACCCAACCCUCUUUGUCAGAUAUGAGCACUACUGCUAGUUCUAGUGUAAGCGAAGAAGUUGACGAAUUGGAGUCGAAAUUGUUAGAGAAGACGUUCGCCCACGAGCUAAUGUUCAACAAGGAGGGCCAGGUUACUGGUGGCUCACUACCAGCCCUAGUAGAGCGGCUCACAACCCACGAAGCGACACCAGACGCCAUGUUUGUGUCCGCCUUUUAUCUCACAUUUAGGCUAUUUUGCUCUCCCACCGCGUUAGUUGAAACUCUUAUUGAACGCUUCGAUUACGUGGGCGAAAAUUCCAGCACUGCAAGCCCAGUAAGAUUACGUGUCUACAACGUCUUGAAAGGAUGGCUGGAAUCACAUUGGCGUGAUUCAACCGAUCGCGAAGCGCUUCCGCUUAUUCAGCACUUCGCUGAAUUCAAACUUGGGUCUCUUCUUCCUUCCGCAGGCAAACGCAUCAUGGAACUUUCACAACGAGUUUCUUCUACAGACGGUUCGCUUGUCCCUCGUCUAGUAUCAUCUAUGGGAAAGACAAACACGUCCAUCUCUCAGUUCGUGCCUGUCGAUACACCGAUGCCAAAUCCUGCUCUAUCCAAGAGCCAGCAUGGUUUGCUCAAUAACUGGAAGUCAGGAGGGAGCUGCCCGUCGUUCCUUGACUUUGAGCCUCUUGAGGUUGCGCGUCAGUUAACCCUCAAGCAAAUGAGUAUCUUCUGCUCAAUCAUGCCGGAAGAGUUAUUAGGGUCGCAAUGGAUGAAGAAAAAUGGCGCAUCUUCACCCAAUGUGAAAGCUAUGUCGAGCUUCUCCACUGACUUAUCUAACCUCGUGGCCGAUACUAUUCUCCAAUACCCAGAAGUUAAAAAGCGGGCUGUGGUUAUCAAGCAAUGGAUUAAGAUUGCCCACCAAUGCCUCGAGCUGAACAACUAUGAUGGUCUCAUGUCUAUCGUGUGCAGCCUAAAUAAUUCGAUUAUUAGCCGCCUGCGAAAGACGUGGGACCUCGUGAGCCCGAAACGCCGAGAAAUGCUGAAGUCAUUACAAGCUGUUGUCGAACCAGCCAACAAUAACAAGGUGCUUCGAGCUCGCCUUCAGGGCCACGUCCCCCCGUGCCUACCCUUCCUCGGCAUGUUCCUAACUGAUCUCACAUUUGUUGAUAUUGGCAACCCGCCUACAAAGCAACUGCCCAGUGCCGGUGCAACCGACAGUGGUUUGACAGUAAUCAACUUUGACAAGCAUACUCGCACCGCCAAGAUUAUCGGUGAACUUCAGCGAUUUCAGAUCCCUUACAGGCUCACAGAAAUCCCCGACAUGCAGGAAUGGAUCCAAGCACAAGUUACCCGAGUUAAAGAACUAGACCAGGGUAAUGUUCAAGUCAGCUACUACCGAAAGAGUCUGCUACUUGAGCCCCGAGAAAACCUCCUUAAGACCCCUAUUGACGGUACGGUCACUACACCAGCUGGCCAGAAAGCUGAUUUAUUCAGCUGGAUGUCAAGAGAUCGACAUCAUAACAACAACACCGUCUCUACCUGAUAACACCCAAGCUCCCGUUGUAGCAAUCAUCCUAUGAUUGUUGCUAUCAUCUCACCAUCCUCCGCCGCUUAUUACUACUAUCCUUUUGACUCCUCAUUUCAUCUUAUCUAUUGAUACCCCUAUCGUUUUGUUUUUGUUAUUCGAUUAUGAAGCAUUUGGGGGGUUUGGACGGUUGGUCCAUCGGUUUACACAUCAUUCGACACCACACUGGUCACCGGCGUUUACAGGCAGGGAAACGGAAAUGACCUUACUACUUCUAUUAUCGACACAUAUUGUUUAUUCACACACACAUACCACCCGGCGAACGAGUCUCACGGAGCUAGAUCCCCCUCAGUGAGCGCUCGAUUAUUCGCUAUUGCACGAUUGAAUUAAAAAGUUGGCGGAGUUUGGCAUACCUGGAAGCAGCAUUCGCAGGACAACGGGAAAAGCAUUUGGGUCUUGACGUGGAUGAUGGGGGGACGGCAGGAAAUAUCAGGGGGGAUAUACGAAAUGUCCACGGUUCCACCUGUCGCAUUGGGAAGAACCUGUUGUAUAAGGUUGAAUGAGGUCCAGACAGAUAUGGAUGUACUACCUUAGCAUGCAUGCUACGCCAUGAGGAUAAACGUAUUGACCAAAAGAACAAUAUCAUUGCUGGACUUGAAUCUGCUUAGAGAAGUGAAGUACAUGUGUGAUACGUUAG
Annulohypoxylon maeteangense is the source of this 4798-nucleotide messenger RNA. Its product is annotated as ras GEF. Gene Ontology annotation, cellular component: plasma membrane. The transcript has 3 exons. Bases 502 to 4119 code for a protein of 1205 amino acids. Gene Ontology annotation, molecular function: guanyl-nucleotide exchange factor activity; protein binding. Gene Ontology annotation, biological process: Ras protein signal transduction; positive regulation of GTPase activity. The record is from RefSeq and is a predicted model, not a curated record. Lineage: Eukaryota; Fungi; Ascomycota; Sordariomycetes; Xylariales; Hypoxylaceae.